Molecule: messenger RNA, 3363 nt
Organism: Saccoglossus kowalevskii
Lineage: Eukaryota; Metazoa; Hemichordata; Enteropneusta; Harrimaniidae
Product: tectonin beta-propeller repeat-containing protein 1-like
Cellular component (GO): membrane
Source: RefSeq, a predicted model, not a curated record
AUGUCGUCGACAUAUUUAUGCGGCGUUGACAUAUUUGGUAAGACCUACCUGCUGUCUACCAGUGGACAGUUCUGGAUAGAGUUGAAAGGUCAACAGCUGGAGAUGAAGCGACUGUCUGCUGUACACCAGUGUGCAUGGGGUCUUGGCUGUGAUCACCAGGUGUAUACCUACGUGUAUUCAACGGAUGUACCAAUUAGAUACCAAGUAGAAACAUACGAGAACCAGAGAUGGAAUCCUGUUGAUGGUUUUACAUCAAAAAAGUUGUUGUUCAGUGAUAGAUGGCAGUGGAGCAAUGAAAAAGGAACAAAAUAUUGUCCGAAGGAUAAAGUUAAACUUCCAUCAGAGCAUUGGAGUUGGGAAGGUGACUGGUAUGUUGAUGAAAACAUGAAAGGAGAGGUGACCGGUAAAGGGGGAUGGCAGUAUGCUGUGGACUUUAAAAGACGUUACACAGUAGAACAGAGGUGGAAUUCGUGCGUUAGACGGCGACGGUGGAUCCGAUACAGACGAUAUCAUGCUUCAGAUACCUGGGCAAAGAUUCCCAGCCCAUUUGAUGACCCAUUACAAGAACCUUUUAUUGAUAUUUCAGUGGGUGGGUAUGACUUAGCAGGUCAAGUUGAAGGUCAUCUCCUAGUAUGGGCAGUUACAGUACAAGGAAAAGUGUUUGUACGACGUGGAAUACGCAGUCACUGCCCAGAGGGUACUCAUUGGAUGGAAGUAGAAACGGAAGAUGGAAGAGAUGCUGUACAGAUAUCGGUUGGCCCCACAGGAUUAGUCUGGGUGGUAUUACGAGAUGGAAUGGCUGCUGUUUGGUUUCGUAAAGGUAUUCACGCUAUCAAAGCUUACAUCGACAGCUUUGCUGAGCUAGGAUUGGGCUGGGUUGAAAUGGUUGGAAAUAUGUUACAGGUUUCCGUUGGGCCAAAUGAUCAGGUUUGGGCUUUAGGAUAUGAGGACAGGACUUUGUACUUCAGAACGGGUGUGACAUCAGCUGAACCCUAUGGUAAAACAUGGAAAGUCAUUGAAUGCAAAGAACAACAUGCAAGUUCCAUGUAUUGCAAUAGCAGUACGACUAGUUUAGUGACUUUGCUACACUCUAUAUCCAUGUCGGAAAUCUAUGAGAAUAAACAGCAGGCUGAGUUUACAAAAGGCUUGAUUGAAUCCAUAAGUGCAGGCAAACUGUCACGCUCACUUGAAGAUGAGAGUUCACCUUUUGUAAACAGUUGUGAUAGUCUUACUGAUGGAUAUGCUAAAAAGGUGGAGUUUUUUAUGAGUGAGGACGAGGAUAUGAAAAGGACUUGUACAAGAAAGAGAACUGGGAGUAGUCCAUCAUAUGGGUAUGCACCAUAUUGGGAUAUGGGAUCCCUGGAUGAAAAUAAAAGUGCAGAAUGCACCCAACCAGAACAAUCACACAUUGUGGAAUUGCUUCAGUCUUCCAAAACAUGCGAUAGGACUGACAUAGAGAAAUUUACAGAUGAUCCAAGUAGGUUGUCAUCUGCUUGUUCUGUCAGUAUCCAUGGAAAUGAUGAUGUCAAGAACUCAGAGGAGAUAAAUGAUCAUGGUUCCAAGGAGAAUCUUUUUAUGCUGGAAGAAUCAUGUGUGUAUCCUGAUCACUGUCGUGAGACAGGAUACAUCUCUGAUGCGUCAGAUACUGUUAUUGAUUUUGUCAGUGAUUUUCAUAGUGAUGAUGACAAAGAAGCUAUUAAGUUUAACAGCAAUUUAGAGUCUGUGUCGUUUCAUAAAACUGCUGGUGCUAAGACUGCGAUUGCAGAUGACAAAAAUCAAAUUUCCAAUUGCACUCAAAAUCUGGGUGCACAGAUUCCAAAUCUUACAAGUGAAGGACAUGUUAGUAUUGAUAGUUUCCACCGAACUCUGAGUGACCUUUGCCAAUACUACAGCAGCGGGGAUGUCUCCUGGGUGUGUGUUAGUGGAGGCGGUUGCUUCUUGGAUCCACAGUCACUUCCGAAUUGGUUUUCACAGCCUAGGUCUUCCAUCAGUGGUGAUUCAGUUCAGAGUAUGUCUGCUAUAUACAGGAAUAAGAUUGCCAAUGGGGAGUGGAGACUAAGUAUUUUCCGAAAGCUCCAGGAGAGGAAUGUUUCAGAGGUCACUGGUUAUGAAUCCUAUACCCCAGCAGUGGAAAGGACAUCCUGGGUGAAGAGAGGCUGUAUGUUAUGGUGGCAUGAACAGAAACCAUUUAAGUGGUUUGAUUGCAGUGUGGAAUUAGAACAAGGUGUUGGUGUCAAAAUUCAAGACUCUACAUUAACUGUUUAUUAUCACCACCAUGGCAAAUCACGGCAUGUGCAAUUACCUCUGAGUGAGAUAACCUGUGUGUUGAAAGUGAAUGGUCCUGACUCAAGGUGCAACAAAUCUGUAUUUGCUGUGAUCACUGCUAAAAGAACAGUCAAACGAAAACCGCUUAGACUUGCAGCUAAUUCUCACGAGGAAAUGGAAGACUGGUUAUCAGCAAUCAGUAUGAGCUGCUGUGAUGUCAAAGGAUUGAGACUAGCGCCCUCUAACAUGGCUUUAUGGAUAACUUCCUGUCAUGGUGACAUCUUCUUUCAUGAACCAUGUCCCGAUAUAGAAACCAUGCCAUGUAAUGAAAUGUAUUGGUGUCAGAUGGGUGGUCACAUGUCAAUGGUUGAAUGUUGCCCAGCUGGUGUAGUCUGGGCAAUUGGAUAUGACAAUACAGCCUGGGUGUACAGUGGUGGAUAUGGAGGAGGUCCAUUCAAAGGAGUAAUUAGCCAUACUGCUGGUAUUCACAAACAGACUGACUGCAAAAACAUGUAUAUGUAUCAGAAUCAACGCUGGAACCCAAUAUAUGGAUUUACUGAUAGAGGAUUUCCUGGUGAGUUAAUGACCUCUGGUGAUUCAUCAGCAAUAUCAAACCAUCCACAGCAAGUUAAAUUACCGUCACCACACUGGCAAUGGGGUAGUAACUGGUUACAUGUGCCUACUGAUGGACCGUUCCAAUGUAUAUCUGUUGGUGGUGGUUACAGAGUUUGGGGAAUUGCUAAAGAUGGAUCUGUCUACCUGAGAAAUGGGAUAAAUCCAAACAAUGUCCCAGGUGAUUGCUGGUUCCACAUAUCCCCUCCACAUGUUCCACUAAAACAACUCUCAGCUGGCAAGACAUCAGUGUUUGCUGUAGAUAUUAAUGAUGGUUUGUGGUUUCGUAAAGAUAUAACUCGUACCUUCCCAGAAGGCACUACGUGGAUACACAUUUGUAAUAAUGUAUUCAAAGUUUCCGUUGGACCACAAAAUCAGGUGUGGAUACUAGCUGCCAAAGUAGAUGCAUCUAGAAAAACUGUAUGUAGAAGACUCGGUGUCAGCUCGGAUAACCCAAAAGGAACUACGUGGGAUCUUGGAAUUGGG